CCUUCCUGAGAAAACUUUUUAAUGCAAAAGCACGGUGCUCCAGGGUCUGGGCUUGGGGACACUUAGGCAUUGCCCUUGAAUGAGUAGGUAACUCUUUCUGAACCAAUUAGAGCCUAGGAUUAAGGCACGGAGGUGGCGUGAAACAGAGGCCAGCCUGAGAUCAGGCCUGGCCUGAGGGUCAGGUGGAGUCUACUCUGCUGCAGUUCAGGGUCUCUCUCUCCCCUCCUCUGCAGGUUCAGGCUGGCCUGGUGAGGCCAAAACCAAGACCCGGACUAUGAGUCUCCGAUCAGAUACCCUCCACAAGCCCUGUGGCCAAAUGAGGGACCAGGGACUCAGAAUCCAGAGCCCCGACACCCAGCUGAUGGGGCUGAUCCUGCGCUUGCAGCAGACCAUAGAGGGCUACAUCAUGCAGCUGGAGACCAGGCACCUGCAGCAGGACCUGGUGCCGGAGGAGGAGAGUCACAGGGAGGCCACCAGGGAGCAGGAAGCCAGCCUCAUCCAACUGAUGUGCCAGGUGGUCAGCCUCUUACCAUCAGGGGCCAUAGGUGGCCUGGAGCUCCUACUGUCCCGCCUUUCCCUGGACUCUGGCGGUGAUGUUGGAGGUGCACAGCAGGCCCGGUUGUCCAGGCAGCCUGACCAGCUAGGUAACCAGCUGAGCCAUUUGCAUUCCAGCUAUGGCCUGUCCCACCGUGGGAUUAACAUUUCUGCCUCACACUACUCCAGAUUCCAGAACUUCCUGACCUGCUUAAAAGACAAAUAUGAUGAAGACAAGAACAGCCCGAUGAGGAUGGGCAGGGGGCACACUAGAGAGCCCCAGCACUGGGAUUUACUGAGUCCUGCGCCAGGUGCUGUGCUCUCUCGCUUCCUCUUCCCAGGCCCGCAGAGCAGGUGGUAUUGUCUCCCUACAGAUAAGGGAAUGGGACCUACAGGAAGAAGUGGCCCAGUUCCUGACCGACUACUGCAGGGCACCCGCCCGCUUGAUCCCGAAAACGUAGUGGUUCCAAAUGGCUGCUUCCAUGUCUUCUCUGUGUUGUCCAUGGUUCUGUGUGGUCCAGGUGAGGCCUUUCUGACCUCCAGCCACUCCUAUGCUGGCUUCACUUUCACGUCCCACCUGUAUUCGAAAGUUGAGCUGGUGUAUGCCCACCUGCACAAUCCUCUGGGAGACCUCUACUCCCAGGACUCACUGAAGGAGCUCCUGGACUUUGCCAGGAGCGCAGCCCCGGACGCGUUCCUGACCUUGCCAGCCCAGCCCUUCUGCAGGACCCUGCUCCGGAGGGCCCAGAUGUCCACCCUCCCUGAGAAGGAAUCCAGGGUGCCCACCUCCUGUCCGGGCCCAGCCUCCACACACGGCCUGGACAGUAACCGUGGGGAUGGUCCGGAGAGAGGGCGCACCAGAAAACCAGACCCGAAGCCCCGGGAGGUCUAUGGAGUGGGUGACCCCACUGCCGCGUUCUCCUCUGGUAGCUCCCUCCUGUCCUCGAGAGGAAGAGUCGUGAAAUGGUUCUGGGACUCCGCCGAGGAGGGCUACAGGACCUACCACAUGGACGAGUAUGAUGAAGAUAAGAACCCCCAUGGCGUCAUUAACUUGGGCACCAGCGAGAACAAGCUCUGCUUCGACCUUCUGUCCAGGCGGCUGUGUCAGAGCGACAUGCUGCACGUGGAGCCGUCUUUGCUUCAGUACCCCGACUGGAGGGGACAUCUGUUCCUCCGGGAGGAAGUGGCUAGGUUCCUGUCUUUCUACUGCAAGAGCCCCGCACCCCUUAAACCAGAGAGUGUGGUGGUCCUGAACGGCUGUGCCUCUCUCUUCUCUGCUCUGGCCACGGUGCUGUGUGAGGCCGGGGAGGCUUUCCUGAUCCCCGCCCCUUACUACGGAGCCAUCACGCAGCACGUCUAUCUCUAUGGCAAUGUCCGACUGGUCUAUGUCUAUCUGGACAGUGAGGUCUCUGGGCUGGACACUCGCCCCUUCCAGCUCUCAGUGGAGAAGCUGGAGAUGGCCCUGCAAGGAGCUAAUUCUGAGGGUGUGCAGGUCAGAGGCCUCAUCCUCAUCAACCCCCAGAACCCUCUGGGUGAUAUCUACUCCCCAGAAGAGCUGCGAGAGUACCUGGAAUUUGCCAAGAGGCAUGAGCUGCACGUGGUGGUGGAUGAGGUCUACAUGCUGUCCGUGUUUGAAGAGUCGGCCGGUUACCGCAGUGUCCUGAGCCUGGAAAGGCUGCCUGACCCCCAGAGGACCCAUGUAAUGUGGGCGGCCAGCAAGGACUUCGGGAUGUCCGGGCUCCGCUUCGGCACGCUCUACACAGAAAACCAGGAUGUGGCCACUGCGGUGGCUUCCCUCUGCCGCUACCACGGCCUCAGUGGCUUGGUCCAGUACCAGAUGGCACGGCUGCUCCAGGACCACGACUGGAUCAACCAGGUGUACCUGCCGCAGAACCAUGCCCGCCUCAAGGCUGCUCACACCUACGUCGCUGGGGAGCUCCGGGCCCUGGGGAUCCCCUUCCUGAACCGGGGGGCAGGCUUCUUCAUCUGGGCCGACUUCAGGAAGUACCUGCCCGAGGCCACCUUUGAGGAGGAAAUGAGGCUCUGGCGUCGCUUCUUGGACAACAAGGUGCUGCUGUCCUUCGGCAAGGCCUUCGAGUGCAAAGAGCCGGGGUGGUUCCGCCUGGUCUUCUCCGACAAAGCCCACCGGCUUCACCUGGGGAUGCAGAGGGUUCGGCAGGUGCUUAAGGGCACCUCCCAGGUGGCAGAAGACCCCCCUUCCUGUCAGACCCAGGAGCUCUGGGGCCAGCACAGGUGAGCUGGCUGCUGCCUUGCAGCUGCUACUGCCAACCCGGGGCAUUCAAGGAUGCAAAGAGUGACCAUGGCUGAGCCGUUUGCCAGGAGGAUAGCCUGGCCCUUGAAGAAGAACCAUUCCCUGCCUCUCUGUGGCAGGGGGAGACUCCUUAAGUUGUGUUUGACCUGGUCCGUCCCCUGCCCCUCUAUUAAACAAAACUGGUAGAAACUAGAA
Molecule: messenger RNA, 3001 nt
Organism: Phyllostomus discolor (pale spear-nosed bat)
Lineage: Eukaryota; Metazoa; Chordata; Mammalia; Chiroptera; Phyllostomidae
Gene: ACCS
Product: 1-aminocyclopropane-1-carboxylate synthase homolog (inactive)
Biological process (GO): biosynthetic process; amino acid metabolic process
Molecular function (GO): pyridoxal phosphate binding; transaminase activity
Source: RefSeq, a predicted model, not a curated record